GCUAUGGCAGAAGGAUUCGGGGUCAGCGGGUCGGUGGAUCCAACCACACUAUACACCAAACAACAAUGCAUAGGCGGAGGUAGUUUCGGCAAGGUCUACAAAGGGAUCGACCGAAAAACUGGCCACAUGGUAGCUAUCAAGGUCAUCGAUGUGGAAAACGCUGAAGAUGAGGUCGACGACAUCAUCACCGAGAUCGCUAUCCUCUCCGGCAUGGACUCGCCUUACGUCACAAAGUACUAUGGCUCAUAUUUGCACGGCUCGGAUCUGUGGAUCGUCAUGGAGUACUGCUCUGGCGGAAGCUGUGCGGACCUCAUGAAGCCUGGUCCUGUCGGCGAGAGCGAGAUUGCGGUUAUGCUCAAGGAGCUGCUCAUGGGCUUGGUGUAUCUGCAUGAUGAUCACAAACUGCACCGGGACAUCAAAGCUGCGAAUAUCCUCGUUGGCGCAAAUGGCCAGGUCAAACUCGCAGACUUCGGCGUAUCCGGUCAGCUGUCAGCAACAAUGACGAAGAAGAACACGUUCGUUGGCACACCGUUCUGGAUGGCACCCGAGGUCAUCAAACAGUCAGGAUACGACCACAAGGCUGAUAUCUGGUCGCUCGGGAUCACGGCCCUGGAACUGGCGACUGGCGAACCCCCAUAUGCCGACAUCCAUCCCAUGAAGGUCCUUUUCCUCAUCCCGAAGAACCCUUCACCACAGCUCACCGGCAACUUCUCGCGGCAGUUCAAAGAGUUUGUCGAGCUGUGUCUACAAAAGGAUCCUCGUCAACGCCCGUCCGCAAAGCAACUUCUCCAGACGGAUUUCAUCCGGAAAGCCGGCAAGCCUGCGCGUCUACAAGAGCUCAUUGUGAGGUUUCAGGAGUGGCAGCUGCGGCAUCCCAAGGAGCAAGACGAUUCAGAGGAUGAUACAACACCUCAAAAGAAGCGGGCGCCCGUCAACGAGGAGCUGUGGGAUUUUGGCACUGUCCGGCCGGUGAACAAUCAACGCGCUCCAGCGUUGAGGCCCAUGAACGAAGCCGGUGCGAAUGCGCGGAACGCCUCGCCACAGCGCAAACAGGUUCCUAGCCAACUCAAAGGAACGAGCGAUGAGAAUGGUGUGGGAGAAGAUACAAUUCGGGUUACCAGCCCACCAGCGUCACCCACGAAACGCCUCGCCAAGCUGGAUAUCCCCAACUCGCCCAUGGGCUCACUGAAAACGGCAGCAAGGGUACCCCUUCCCCCUUCCCCAGACAAGAAGUCGAUCCCUCCGCUGGCUCCACCAUCACAAGAGCCGAUCCGAAAGUCACCAGUGCCCGCCGUCUUCAAUCCCCAUCCUGCUAGUCGUGGGAUGGUAACGCCCACAAAGCCGGUUCAGCAGCAACCGCGUAGGCAGACGCCGCUGGCUCGGGAUUACGAUGAGUAUCUGCAACGCUCAAUCGCGGCAGAUAUGGCUGGUUUGGAGUUGACGCCGCAGCGUAACCCAACUCCCACUCGAUUCAGCGCUUCGGUGGCUACUCCCCAGCCAAAUCCGCUUGGAAGCCCGAUCCGAACACACCACAACCCCCAGACCAACACCUCACAUCAAGCCCCGCAACUCCAGAAACCCCUUCCUUCGCUGGUCUCUUCGCAACCGCCGCUGCCUGCCACACAGCAACCUCUUCCCACCUUCAAUCCGACAUCAGCACAACGGCCGGACUCUUCUUCUUCGAACGACCCCUUUGCUUCCCCUCUCGUGAAAGACUGGUCUUCGCCCUCACGAAACCCACCAGCACCAACGACCCCCUUCUCCCACUCCGCCGCCAUAGCCACAACACCAAACCGCCCCUCACCCCUCGUAGGCCGCGGCUCCUUCGGCCGUCCUAAACCCUCGCCAAACCCGAGCGGCACUCCCGGCUCUCCAUCACAAAGCGGCGAGAUAACAGCCUUGACAGGCGUAGUAGUCCCCGCUCUCGAAGCUGCGCUGAGCCGUCGCCAAUACCAUCUCACGCUCCGCAACAAGCAGGACACGAACAACGCGGCAGCUCUCCGUGACCCUGCUCGUGCCCUCGAGCGCCGCAAACAGCGUAUCGAGUGCCAUGAGCAGGUCAAGCGAUUAGUCGGUGAACUGAGCGAGCGGUUCAAGGAGCUGGACGAGUGGGAUGAGAGGGGCGAAGUGGGCAUGGGUGGGGAGGUUGCAGGGUUCCUAGAGGGAUUUUUGGAAGAGGUACUUGUGAGGGUUGAGCCGGCUGAUGACUAG
Messenger RNA from Periconia digitata, 2211 nucleotides. Lineage: Eukaryota; Fungi; Ascomycota; Dothideomycetes; Pleosporales; Periconiaceae. The record is from the annotation of a GenBank genome assembly.